CAGCAAAGCAGAUGCAGACAGAGCUCGCGGUGCAGAGAGCGCUGCUGUCACAGUGGGGAAGCACAAUCCGCGUGCAGCCAGCGCGAGGCAGAGACCUACCAACAAGCUGUGAACUAUGGCUGGACACAAAACGUGCAUGAGAGAUGACUGACCGUGCAGCAGUUUGGAACAAAUGACAGAAGAUUACACAUGCUUGGGUUGAAAUGAGAAGAUGCCAGCAGCUGAAAAUCAUCCUAAUUUGAUUUCAUUUGAGAACUGAAAGAUGCUGUAGAUGGUUUUACCUCUAAUGGAUUCCUAAAGCUGCUCCAAGAGAAUCAUCAUCAACGAUUUUACUGAAGGGAUCUCUUGGUCAGCAAGCGGGGGCCAGGAUGUGGCCCCCUGACCUCGGGCCUCCAGACGUCCAGCUGACUCUUCCUGGUUUUGGAAGUGUGUUUGAGGAUGCCGAUGACCUUCAGGCGCCGCUGUCUUCUGGUGGCUUCUGUCAGUCAUCCAUACAUUCAGGUGGUCUGGGCGUGUGCUGUCUUCCAAGGACUUCCCUGUCCCUGUCCUCGCUGGGCCGUGACCUCACGUCCCUGCUCAGCUGUAAGACAGCUGGAUCCCACAUAGAAAAGACUAUGGAGGACUUUGCCACCACAGCGCACACAGAUCCUAAAAACACCACCCAGAGGUUCAGUUGUUACCCCCAGCCCUCCCUCCCUUUAUCCUAUAUGCUCACCAGCUGUGCCACAUCUCCUCCUUUUGGCUCUCCAUCAUCCUCUCUUUCCUCUUCCUCAUCCUCCUCAUCUUUAUUUUUUGCCUCUUCCCUGCUUCUUUCUGAUGCACCCGGGGGCAACAAGUCUUCUCAUCAACAACGAAAGAUACAGGAAGAGUAUCACUCAAUCAAACAAGAGCCUGCAGAUGAUUUCUCACCAUGUAAGAGGGAACCGUUUCAAAUGAACAACCAGCAGGGGGAGCUGUUCCAUGUGGGCCAGCCCCUCCAAGGCCACGAUGGUCAAGACAGCACCCCACUUCAUUUUCCAGGUCUUAAUGGACCCGUAGGACAGGACCCCGCAGUGGACCAACAGGACCAGCCGUGUCACUGGAUCGACUGCAGCGCCACUUACGGCAGUCAGGAGGAGCUGGUGAGGCACAUCGAGAAGGUGCACAUCGACCAGCGCAAAGGGGAAGAGUUUUCCUGUUUCUGGGCCGGCUGUGUGCGACGCCACAAACCCUUCAACGCUCGCUACAAGCUGCUCAUCCACAUGAGGGUCCAUUCUGGAGAAAAACCCAAUAAAUGCAUGUUUGAGGGCUGCUCCAAGGCGUUCUCACGUCUGGAGAACCUGAAGAUCCACCUGAGGAGCCACACAGGAGAGAAACCGUACAUCUGCCAGCAUCCCGGCUGCCUCAAGGCCUUCAGCAACUCCAGCGACCGGGCCAAACACCAGCGCACACAUCUGGACACGAAGCCGUACGCCUGUCAGAUCCCAGGAUGCACCAAACGCUACACCGAUCCCAGCUCGCUACGAAAGCACGUCAAAGCUCAUUCAGCCAAAGGCCUUCAGGAGAGGGAGGUCAAGGUUCAGGUGCACACAAUGCUGGAAUCUGACAUUUUGAGUGACUGUCUGGCGAGGCAGCAUCUCCACAGCUCUGCCUCUUCCCACCAAGAAAACAGCUCAUCUUUACCGCGCUUAGAUGACUUCACAGCUCAUCAUGCCAGUGUUUACCUUGUCCAAUUACCGGGCACUGACUGCGGGCAAGUUGGCCCCCUCCCCGCCCGUCCUUCAGCUUCUCCAAACCGGUUUUCCAGCCAAGCUCUUUUUCUUUCCCUUUCAAUGGCUGAACCGGGAUCAAGAAGCUGUCAGCUGCCCUUAAACUCAAAGUCAAAGCCAAGUGUUGAAAGCCCCGCUGAUGGUGUGUAUUCAAACAGCAGCACCGUCCACAACAGGGGAAAUUCAGAGUUUCUCCCUCCAUCAGCAGAGACCUGCUCCAGAUAUCAAGGCCUGGAGGGAAACUUUGACGCCAACAGCUCAAUGUCUUCACUAACAAGCCCAGGGAGCGUGAGAGAGGGGUCAGUGAACAGACCAACAUCGUUGUUCAUGUCCACUGACGUCAGCCCAGUGAGCUCCUCAUCAGACAGAGCGGACGUCCAGCUGCAGGGCUACCACAAAACCUACAGCCAUCAACAAGUAUUCUCACAGCAGCAAGGAUGCCUGUAUGGAGAAGGAAAGGUGGUUCAAACAGUCAGCGAUGGAGGCUUUGAACCUUCCAGUUACUUCACAAACCCCUCCGCCUCUCACUCCACAGGGUUUGACUUGUUGCAGGACCUGCAGGGCCAGGCGGGAGGAGGUUACUCCAUGUCUCCCUGCUCAGACGACAGCUUCCUCUUCCAGGCAGGAAGCGUCGACCGCUGCCUCAACCAGAUCUACUCCAUCUACCUGGACUCAUGAUGGCCACCCAAAACCAAAAAACUGAAUCAGAAUAACUUUGUUUUCCUAAGGACAAACUUCAGCACAUAUAAGGUGUGGCAGCAGACAAUCACAACAACAAUAUACUGUAUAUUCAUGGCUGAAGUUGAGUUUUAACAGUACAAAUAAAAGUGCAAAAUUGACUAGAGGCAGAGCUGCGGGCAAACUGGCAAACAUGAACAGCCAAAGAGGAAAUCUGGUCAAAUCAUAAAUGUAAAUAGCAGUGACUUUUUUAUUCAGAGAUGACCACAGCAUUUGUGAUCUGGAUAGAAUGAGCUAUGAGCUUUAUUUGCUAGUUUGAUCUAUUGGAAAGUCACAUAGUUGGUUAAUUCUGACUCCACAGCAGCUUUGCCUCCAGGAAAUGUUAAAACAACGAUUUUUGUUAGAAUGGGAUCUUAUAAUGUACUGGUUCCCAACCUAGGGUCGAUUAAUACAUCUGUUGGGGUCGAAAUAUGAUUGAGAAAAUACCAAAGAACAAAAUAACACAGUUCAGUUUUUUGUAUGAAAUAUUGGAUAAGAUUUUCUUCUUUGGCCGUAACAGCAAUUAAAAUCAAACAAUAUGAGAAGGUUAGAAGAGAAUAACACUUUGGUUCAAUUGCUUACGACUCACAGGCAAGCUGUGAUACAGGGUUGUAAGUAGCUUUGUUUUAAGGUGUCACAAGCCAAAAAGGUUGGGAACCAUUAUGUUAUAAUGGAUGACAAGUUGCAUUUAGUAGUACAAGGAAUAGUUCAACAUUUUGGGAGAUAUGCUCAUUGUUUUCUUGCUGAGAGUUAGAUGAGAAGGUCAAUACCAUUCACAUGUCUGUACGCUAAAAAUGUAGCUACAGCCAAGAGACAGUUAUCUUAGCUUAGCACUAAGACUGGAAACAGAGGGAAACAGCUGGCCUUGCUCCGUCCGAAGGUAACAAAAUCCAUCUACCAGUAACUCAAAAGCUCAAUUAACACAUAAAAUCUAAUUUGUACAAAAACUGAUACGAGAAAAAAAAAAACGGAGCAGGACUAUUUCUUGACCGUGAUGAUGCCAGGAAGUCACUGCACCUGGCCAAGAAAUAGUCCGGCACACAACCACCUGAAAAACCACAACUUGUCGUUCUUUGUACGGAUUAAACAAACAAGAUAUAACUUGUUAAUUACUGAAUUUUAGAGGUGCUGGUGCAAGCUAACUGUUUCCCUCUGUUUCCAGUCUUUAUGCUAAGCUAACUGGCUGCUUGUGCCGUAGCUUCAUAUUUACCAUACAGACAUGAUAACAAUAAUAAUAAGAAGAAGAAUUUUAUUUGUACAGCACUUUUCAAGCAGAGUGCUUUCCACUGCAGGGAGACAGCAUAAAAGACAGUUACAUAUAAAAUCAUCCAUAAGUUAAAAAACUAUUUAACAAUUAAAACAGUUAAGAAUAAACAUAAAAUCUGGCGUUAACACAACAGAUCUGUAUUAUGCAGACAAAUAAGUCUAGUUGUCAGAUAAGAAGGCGAGUCUAUAAAUAUGUGUUUCAAGACAGGAUUUAAAAGCUGAGACAGUGCCAGCAGACCGAAUACAAGAGCCAAGGCACCAGUACAGCAAAAGUUCGAUCACCCCUUGACCUUAACGUGAACUCUAGAGCAGCUAAAAGGCCUAACCCAGCAGAUCUAAGAGGUCUUUUGGCACAGUAAGAAGUUUAAAGGUCACUGAUUUACUGUAAUGCCUUGUUGGAUUUUAAAAUGGAAAUUGGUAACCAGUGCAAAGAGGCUAAAACUGGGGUGACGAACGGUAUCGAUCGUCUCAUCUAACUCUCUGCAAGAAGUGUAUUUCCCCAAAUUUCAAACUAGUCCCUUGAGGUUGUAGAGUGUGUUUAUCAGCAGCCAAAAUACCUUGUAACCAAAGUGUCAUUGAGAAACCUCCAGCUGCUUGUUAAUUUACAUUGCUGCACAAGAGGGAACUGCAUGAGAGUGGAGAGUACAGUAAACUGUAGCAGUACUGCCGCCAAGUGUCUGAAUGACUGUAUAUACAUGUAAUAUACAUGCAGUAUGUGGUACAGAGUGGAUCAGUGUGGAUGACACCUGGGACUAAUAAACUGACACACAAAACAAAAAAACUGCACUAAAAUGUAUUGUCUAUGAUUUGUCUGUCAUGGACUGAGAGGUGCCAACAAAUACGUUUCCAUAUGUAUAAUCUAACAACGAUCAAGACAGUAGCAUAAUCUCCUUUUUUUUAAUAUUGUUUCUUCUGUUGCUUCAGUGCCUUUACAUGUUUGUCGUAUAGUUUCUAUCAGUGUUUAAUUCAGUGAGAGGCAGGUGUGCAUUGUUUACAGUAACUUCUCUGCACUCUUUUCUGUCUCAUCACAGAGAUUUUAAGAAAAUGACAAACCAGAAAAUGUUUACACUGAUUUUGUAGCAAUUCAGAGAUUUCUUAUUAUUGUCAUUGAACAGUGUAUAUAGACUGUAUAAAAAUGCACGUGUCUUUUAUAUCUAAAUAAAAAAAAUGGUUUGUA
Siniperca chuatsi (mandarin fish) is the source of this 4908-nucleotide messenger RNA. RefSeq names its product zinc finger protein GLIS1 (gene glis1a). Gene Ontology annotation, biological process: regulation of transcription by RNA polymerase II. Bases 369 to 2426 code for a protein of 685 amino acids. Gene Ontology annotation, cellular component: nucleus. The record is from RefSeq and is a predicted model, not a curated record. Lineage: Eukaryota; Metazoa; Chordata; Actinopteri; Centrarchiformes; Sinipercidae. Gene Ontology annotation, molecular function: RNA polymerase II cis-regulatory region sequence-specific DNA binding; DNA-binding transcription factor activity, RNA polymerase II-specific. The transcript is spliced from 11 exons.